AUGGAUGGAAACGGCGACUUUUUGCCUCAUAUCCGGCUGGCCAAAGAUCUGAUGGAAGCGAGGAGGUACGAUUCGCGGGUGAGGCCGGUGAUGGACCACGCAUCGUCAACAAAAGUCUACUUUUCAAUGUCACUCUAUCAGAUACUUUCUGUGAACGAAAAGCAGCAAAGCAUUGACCUAAACGUCUGGGUCAUCCAGAAAUGGAAGGACGACUUUUUGGGGUGGAAUCCGAAUCUGUACGGCGGCAUCAACGUGACAAUUCUACCGUACCACGCCGUCUGGUUGCCCGAUACGUAUAUUUAUAACAGCGUGGUGAUGAACCGCGAGGAGACGGAGCGCUACAUAAACGUCGUGCUCACCUCAAAUUACUACAAGGGCGAGCGGGGCUCCGAGAUUAAAUUCAUGUAUCCGGCAUUGUAUCGCACCAGCUGCCAGCUUGAUAUAAGAUUCUUCCCCUAUGAUCAGCAAAAUUGCACGAUCGUCAUCUCCUCGUGGACCUCGUCGAAAUCGAGCAUAGACUACUAUCCGGAGGAGACGGAAGUCAGUCUCCUCCAUUAUAUUCCGAACGAGGAAUGGGUGGUCGUGUCUUUUAAGAUUGACAGAUUGGAGAAAAGCUUCCCGUGCUGCCCAGAGCCUUGGGUGCUUCUGCAUGCCCAUUUGGUAAUCCGGAGAAAGCCGCUGUACUACAUCGUGAACCUGGUCAUCCCCACCUCGGUCAUCACCAUGGUCGCUGUCACGGGCUUCUUCACAGCGGCUUCCACAUCCUCUGAACGUCGUGAGAAGCUCUCACUGGGUAUCGAUUCUCUUCUGGCCAUGUCAAUUCUGAUGAUGAUGGUCUCCGAGCAGAUGCCCACCACCUCAGAUUAUGUGCCGUUGUUUGGCCUCUUCUACUUGACGAUCAUUUUUGUCAUCUUUCUCGGCACGCUCUUCACCGCCUUCAUUCUUAAUAUACAUCUUCAGAAAAUGUACUCUCGGCCCAUCUCCCCGAUCGUCACUUGGUUCUUCUUCCACAAAAUUGCCAAAUGGCUCAGUAUACGGCCUCCGACCACCUUGGUCGAGCUGUGGGCGGAUACUGGUGUCCGGAUAGACGGGGUCAAACCCAAGCCCAAGCCAAGCUACAAUCGGCAUGCUAAUAACAAUGCCGCGGUAGCGGAUCGUCUGAUCAAGCAAGUCGCCACCACCCCGGCAUCGCCAAUACGAAAACAGGCGCCUGGGACGGCUAGGAUUCCGCACUCGUCUGACCAGCCUACCGUAUACCGCGACUACGAGUCACAACUCUUCCCGAAGGACCUCGGCCGGGAUACGGUCAUUGACACCCACAUCCCGGAGGCCAUCAACCCUCCA
Messenger RNA from Mesorhabditis spiculigera, 1344 nucleotides. The record is from the annotation of a GenBank genome assembly. NCBI's taxonomy places the organism in Eukaryota, Metazoa, Nematoda, Chromadorea, Rhabditida, Rhabditidae.